Moneuplotes crassus is the source of this 2271-nucleotide messenger RNA. The record is from the annotation of a GenBank genome assembly. NCBI's taxonomy places the organism in Eukaryota, Ciliophora, Spirotrichea, Euplotida, Euplotidae.
GAUAAUUUGACACUAUGGAGAUCCAUAAGGAAGGCUAUCUUAAAAAAUAUCGAAACUUCUUUAAGGGGUGGAAAAAGAGAUAUUUCAUCAUUGAAAAUGGGAACCUGUCAUAUUCCAUCAAGCAAGGGAAGGCUGCUAAAUCCUCCUUUGAUUUAGCAUACAUUAUGUUUGAAGAUGGAAAGAAGAAGAAUUCUAUCAAGAUUGUGUUCCAGGAUGGUCACCACUUCACAAUUAAAUGAAAGGAUAAAUAAUGAAAAAUCUGACUGGUUGAAAGUCCUUAAUGAAGGGAAAAAGUACGCUAGAAGAUCCAACAUUGUUCUCGACAAAUCAGGGGUCAACACUGACAGAUUCCCAAGAAAAGUAACUCUAAAUGAGAAAAAUAAGCACAAAUUAGAUGAUGGGACUUCAAGCAAAGUGCACCAGAACGGAAAUCACUCUGAAGAAGAAAAGGAUGAUAAGAGUUCUUGCUCUAACUCUCCUGAAGGGUUCAAAGGGAGAUCUACAAUAGGUCUUGAUAAAGAUGGUUCAUUUUUAAAGAACGAAAUCUUGAACAAAGAUGAAAUAUUGCAGAGUUUAUCCACAAUAUUUUACCAGACUCAGUUUUUGAAUAACAACUCUCAACUUAGUACAGAGAUUGCUGGGAUGGACACUAUUUUUAAGAAAAUAAAUCAAAGGAUGAAAGACUUGGCUGCUCUAAAUCAGGAAGAGAGUAAAGAAGAGCCUGCGAAGAAAGUGAUCAUAGAGAACUUAACCAAGGAAAUAUCUGAUCUUAGGUCAAAAUGGACGUUUAUCAUUGACAGUUAUGAGAAUGUGAGGGAGAUGCUCUACCCUGUUGCUGAGAAAAUAGCUCUGAUUGAACUCCAGCAGAACCCCUACAGGAUCCCAGGCGAUCCUUAUAAGAAGAUCCAGGUUAAACAAGUUGAGGAUGAAAAUGAUGAAGCCGCUGAGGAUGAAGAUUUGGAAGAAGAGAAAAUCAGAGAUAAUUCAGAGGAUUCGGAUGAUAGUAUAGAUGACGACAUGUUCUUCGAUUUUGAUGAUCAGGAUAUUUUUAUACCUCAAGAUGAAGUUAGGCUCACAAAAAUCACUUCUACUAGAUCAGCAACUAUGGCAAUGAUAGAUAUGAUUCCUGAAAUGCCAUGGAGAACUACUUUACCUUACUUAAGACCCCCAAAAUUGAAGUUUAGUAUCUGGUCAAUCAUUAAGAAUGCAAUCGGGAAAGAUCUGACAAAAUUCUCCGUCCCUGUUUAUUUUAAUGAGCCAAUAUCAAUGCUACAAAAAGGAGGAGAAGCCAUGGAGUAUGAAGAACUACUUGUUAAGGCAGAUAAAUGCCCUGACUCACUUAAAAGAAUUGCUUACAUAUCUGCAUUUAAUGUUUCCCAAUACGCCAACUUAGAAGGAAGGAACUUGAAACCUUGAAAUCCAGUUCUUGGAGAGACUUAUGAACUGUUAACGAAUAAAUUCCAAUUCUUUGCUGAGCAGGUGAGUCACCAUCCGCCCAUCACUGCUUGUCAUGCUCACAGUAAGAACUACGACGUUUGGAUGAACACUGAUAUAAAGUCGUCCUUUAAGGGAAAAAGUAUGGAGUUUAUACCAAAAGGUAGUACCCAUGUAGUUCUUCGUGACCAAGAUGAGCACUAUGUAGUGAAUAGGCCUAUAAAUUCAGUACAUAAUCUUCUCUUCGGAACUCUCUACAUCGAUCUAGCUGGCAAGAGCGUUACUAUAAACAGGAAGACUAGGGAAAAAUGUGUCAUGAAGUUCAUCAAGCGAGGAUGGGGUGGCAAGAAUGCCUUCAAACUUAAGGGAGAAAUUUUUGAUUCUGAUGACAACCUUGUAUAUGUCAUGAAUGGAUUUUGGAACAAGGAGAUUACUAUAACUCAUCAAGAAACAGGAGAGGAGACACUCAUCUGGACUAUGAACGAAAGGCCUGAGCAAUGGGAUCAUCUCUACCACUUCUCCCUCUUCACACUGCAACUAAAUUACAUUGAUGAUGAGCUAAUGGAGAAGUUGCCCUGCACAGAUUCAAGGUUGAGACCAGAUCAGAGGGCUUUAGAAAAUGGAGAUCUUGAAACAGCUUCUAAAGAAAAACAUAAUGUCGAAGAAUACCAGAGAAAAUUAAGGAAAGAGAGAGAAAAGGAGAAGAUAGAAUGGGUGCCAAGGUACUUUGCCACUGAGAUAGACGAGGAGACUAAAGAGAAGACCUACAUCUUCAACGGCCAAUAUUGGAAAGAUAGAGAAAGUGGCAAGGUCAAAGAGUUUGAACGAGUAUUUUAA